GCUUGCCACAAGCAAGACGUCAGUGCGCGCGUGCUGCGAAAUCGAAAAUAACUCGAGAAAUCGUAAUUUCAGACAUCGAAUAGAGUAGAAUUCAUACGAUCGAGGAAAAGAACCACCUAAUAUUGGAAUAUAAAAUCUGCCCAGUGAUCGAAUCGGCGGUGCUUCGAUGUGCGCGUAGUGGUCCGUAACCGUAUGAUGAGCCUGACUGUGCUCUCGCCACCGCAACGUUUCAAGCGAAUCCUGCAAGCCAUGAUGUUAGCCGUCGCCGUCGUCUAUAUGACCCUGCUGCUCUACCAGAGCGCCUACGGAUAUCCGGGCAUCCAAGUGCCGCACAGCCAGGUGGAUGCCCUUUCCAGCGAAGCCCUGACCACACACCGCGACCAGCUGCUACAGGACUACGUGCAGUCCUCCACGCCCACUCAGCCGGGGGCGGGAGCUCCGGCUGCCUCACCCACCACGGUCAUAAUCCGCAAGGAUAUACGCAGCUUCAACUUCAGCGACAUCGAGGUCAGUGAGCGGCCCACGGCCACGCUGCUCACCGAACUGGCCAGAAGGAGCCGGAAUGGGGAACUGCUCCGCGAUCUGUCCCAAAGAGCGGUCACUGCGACACCCCAGCCGCCGGUCACCGAACUGGAUGACAUUUUCAUCAGCGUGAAGACGACGAAGAACUAUCACGACACCCGGCUGGCGCUGAUCAUCAAGACCUGGUUCCAAUUGGCCCGCGAUCAGACCUGGUUCUUCACGGACACCGAUGAUCACUACUACCAGGAGAAGACAAAGGGCCAUCUCAUCAACACGAAAUGCUCACAGGGCCACUUUCGCAAGGCGCUUUGCUGCAAAAUGUCCGCCGAAUUGGAUGUCUUCCUGGAGAGUGGCAAAAAGUGGUUUUGUCACUUCGACGAUGACAACUAUGUCAAUGUGCCGAGGCUGGUCAAACUGCUGGACGAGUAUAGUCCCAGUGUGGAUUGGUAUCUGGGCAAGCCGAGCAUCUCAUCGCCGCUGGAGAUCCACUUGGACAGCAAGAACACGACAACAAACAAGAAGAUAACCUUCUGGUUCGCCACUGGCGGCGCUGGCUUCUGCCUCAGUCGAGCCCUGACUUUAAAAAUGCUACCCAUAGCAGGUGGCGGCAAGUUUAUCAGCAUUGGCGACAAGAUACGCUUUCCGGAUGAUGUCACAAUGGGUUUUAUUAUAGAACACCUUCUGAAAGUCCCUCUAACCGUGGUGGACAACUUCCACUCGCACUUGGAGCCCAUGGAGUUCAUACGCCAGGAUACGUUCCAGGACCAGGUGUCCUUCAGCUAUGCCCACAUGAAAAACCAGUGGAACGUGAUCAAGGUGGACGGCUUCGAUAUGAAGACCGAUCCCAAGCGCUUCUACUCCCUGCACUGCCAGCUCUUCCCCUACUUCAGCUUCUGCCCGCCCAGAUGAACUGGAUGAUCCCGAUCCGAAGUCCCUGGGGAUCCUAUUUGGCUGUUGCAGGCGCACGUCUGCACUUGGUCGGUUGUGAACCGAUGGGGCAGGCGUCAAAAUCAAAUCUCGCCACUGUGAUUUAACAUUAAGUUUAUGUAUACGAGCAACGACAUAAGGUUCUUUGUAUAUAUGUGUGUAUUGAGCAGCUUCCAGCUGGACAGAUGUGCUUCCUAAUGGUAUAAGAAAUACUGUAGCUGUAGGUCUUGCAAUUCCAACACUUCCAAGUGCUUCCCUAUAGCGUUACACGCGAUUCUUCCAAUCGACUUAGUGCGUAGUUAAAUUAAUGGUCUAGUCUAGGCUUAAGUUAUCUUAGCUUCAGAGAGACCGCUUGACCCUCUGCUGUGUAAUACUGUAAUGCAGUCUAAUGUUUGCCUAAUCAAGCAAAAUGCAUGUAUAUAGUAGAUUAAUUAACUAAGCAAUGUUUAAACCAUUUUGUUACAUUUUAGUUUGCUUGAAUAAAACAGAAUAUUUUAUUAAAA
Drosophila santomea is the source of this 1952-nucleotide messenger RNA. RefSeq names its product fringe glycosyltransferase. The transcript is spliced from 7 exons. Lineage: Eukaryota; Metazoa; Arthropoda; Insecta; Diptera; Drosophilidae. Gene Ontology annotation, molecular function: O-fucosylpeptide 3-beta-N-acetylglucosaminyltransferase activity. Gene Ontology annotation, biological process: pattern specification process; regulation of Notch signaling pathway. Gene Ontology annotation, cellular component: Golgi membrane. The coding region runs from base 193 to 1431 and encodes 412 amino acids. The record is from RefSeq and is a predicted model, not a curated record.